Cotesia congregata is the source of this 3660-nucleotide messenger RNA. The record is from the annotation of a GenBank genome assembly. Lineage: Eukaryota; Metazoa; Arthropoda; Insecta; Hymenoptera; Braconidae.
AUGAUAGUUUUUGAUGUGAAUCGACCAUUCCGUAAUCAUACAACUCUUUUAUGCACAGCCGUGAUGAGAGAAAUUUUGCUGGAAAAUAACGCGAAAAUUAACGUCAAGAAACGUAAUGGUGAAACUCCGCUUUUGUGUGCUAUCUUUAAUGAAAGAAUUGAUAUUGUUAAGUUAUUAAUGGCGGCGGGGGCUGAUAUUAACGCUGAAUACUCUAUUAUGAGAUCUACGUUAAUGCACGACAUCUAUUCUAAGCCAUGGAUUCUUCAAUAUUUAUUGAGUUUAGAUGAGCCGAUGACUGAUGUUAAUAUUCUCAACAAAGCGGGACAGAAUAUUCUUCAUAGUAAUUCAUCAAGCCGUGAUAGAGCUUAUAUCUGCGUUAGAAGUUCUCGCAUUAUUCUUGAUGCUGGCAUCGAUGUUAACGCUCAAGAUUCAGAGGGUCGACUUGUUGUUAUAAUUGUAAAGAGUUUGCUGAACAUAAUAUCAUCCAUAUCCUCAUUAAACAACAAAUUGUCAACCGGGUUAACAGUUUGUGAGGGAAAUCGACAAGCUGUUGAAAUAGGCUUCGAUGAUUCGAGUAAAACGCGUCGGGAAGAGCUCCAAAAAAUGAAAAUUAAUAAAGUCAGUAUGACGAUCCGCUUGAAGUUUGCGGUCUUAGAUCAAAUUAUCAAUGAAAUAAAAUUAAAGACUGCGUAUCCGUUGUACGGAGGAAUGCUAUUUUAUAAAUUGUCCAAGGUUCGGCGAAGAAUAAAAUACUUGGAAGUAGUCGAAAAAUUUGUUGAAGGAAUAUUAUGGGAUUUAAGACUUCCGGCGACUUUUAUCAGAGAAUUAUGUUUUCUGAACACUCAACAUUUCUUUAUAAGAAGCUUGGGAACAUUUAAAAACUUACCAAGGAAAAUUUUGAAAUUUCGAACGCGAAUUCUGAAAAACAAAAUGCUUCCCAACCUUUCAUAUAAACUUGCAUGUAUGGAAAUUCCAAAAAUCAGCUCAAAAGAAAUCAAUGUAACCGUUGUCGAAAAAUUCUUGAAUCAACCAGGAAACAAUGUCAACAGUAUAGUUUAUGACCAGGAUCGACCAUUCCCUAAUUAUACAACUCUUUUAUGCAUGGCAGUGAAGAAGAAAGACGAGGCAUUAAUAGACUAUUUGAUUUAUCGACAAGCUAAUCUAGAUCAGGAUUCAGCUUAUGGGAAUGAAAAUCCUUUGUAUUUAGCAGCCUUAAAAGGAGACACCAAAUUGUUCAAAAAAUUGUAUCACCUGGGUGCUGAUAUUAAUUUAUCAUCUUUAAUACGCUCGUCACCGUUAAUGAUAGCCGCUCGCUGUGGACGCCUCGAAAUCAUAAAGUACCUGAUUAAACAAGGCUUAGAUGUGAAUGUAACCGAACCAGACUGUGGCUCUAGACUAUUGCACCACGCUGCUGCUAGUUCGAACACUGAAUUAGUGGAAUUUUUGCUGGAAAAUAACGCGGAAAUUGACGCCGAGAAACAUUAUGGUGAAACUCCACUCUUGUGCGCUAUCUCCACCGAAAAAAUCAACAAUGUCAAGUUAUUAAUGGCAAGAGGAGCUGAUAUUAACACCCUUCGGAGCUCUAAUAGAAGAUCUACGGUCAUGCACGACGUUCAUUAUAGAAAAUCGAUUCUUAAAUAUUUACUGAGUUUAGACGAGCCGAUGACUGAUGUUAAUAUUCUCAACAACGCAAAAGAGACAAUUCUUCAUUAUAAAUUGUCAAGCUUCUAUUCCUGCGCUGAAACUUGCAGCAUUAUUCUUAAUGCUGGCGUUGACGUUAACGCUCGAGAUUCAAAGGGUCAACUUGCUGUUAAUUGUAGAACGUCUUCUAAACAUCAUACCGAACAUGUCAUCAUUGAACGGCACAUUGUCAAGUUAAUAUCAGCCGGGUUAACAGUUUGUAAGGGAAAUCGACAAGCUGUUGAAAAAGCCUACGAUGAUUUCAGAAAAACUUGUCUGGAAGAGAUCCAAAAAAUGAAAAUUGAUAAAGUCGGUUUGACGAUCCGCUUGAAGUUUGCGGGUUUGGAUCAAGUUAUCAAUGAAGAAAAAUUAAACAUUGCGUUUCCGUUGUACGGAGGAAUGAUUUUUUAUAAAUUGUCCAAGGUUCAGCGAAGAAUAAAAUACUUGGAAGAAGUCGAAGAAUUUGUUGAAGGAAUAUUAUGGGAUUUAGGACUUCCGUCGAUUUUUAUCAGAGAAUUAUGGUCCUAUUUUACUAAUAUACAGUUGAAAAAAUUAGUCUUGAUUAAUAUUCAAAACAAAGUGAUGGCCGGAGUUUCAAUUGGGCUUGCAAAUACAAAAAUUCCGAAAGUUCGCGGAAAAAAAAUCAAUGUAACAGUUGUCGAGGAAUUAUUGAAUCAACCUGACAACAACGUCGACAUGAUAAUUUUUGACCUGGAUGCAAAAUUCUAUUAUUAUACAACUCUUUUAUGCAUGGCCGUGAGGAACGGUGACGAGGAGUUAAUAGACUAUUUGAUUAAUCGAAAAGCCGAUGUAAAUAAAAGUUUACCUCCUGAGAAUGAAAAUCCUUUGCUUAUUGCAGCUGGAAAAGGAAACACUGAAGUGUUCAAAAAAUUGUAUCACCUGGGUGCUGAUAUUAAUUUAUCAUCUUCAAAAGAUUUGUCAACGUUGACGAUAGCCGCUCUCUGUGGACACCACGGAAUCAUAAAGUUCCUGAUUGAACAGGGCUUAGAUGUGAAUGUUACCGAACCAGACCAUGGCUUUAGACUAUUGCACCACGCUGCUACUAGUUCGAACACUGAAUUAGUAGAAUUGUUGCUGGAAAAUAACGCGGAAAUUGACGCCAAGCACCAUAAUGGUAUAACUCCGCUAUUUUAUGCUGUCACCUUCGGAAGAAUCAACACUGUCAAGUUAUUAAUGGCGAGAGGAGCUAAUAUUAACAACGCUCAGGGCUCUCUUAGCAAAUCUACGCUCAUACACGUCGUUCAUUAUAAAAAAUCGAUUCUUAAAUAUUUACUGAGUUUAGACGAGCCGGUGACUGAUGUUAAUAUUCUCAACAAAGCGGGACAGACUAUUCUUCAUUAUAAACUAUCAACCCAUAUUUUAAAUGAUACCGGCGAUGAAAGUUGCAGCAUUAUUCUUGAUGCUGGCGUUGACGUUAACGCUCAAGAUUCAAAGGGUCAACUAGCUGUUAAUUGUAAGACGUUUUUUAGAGAUACUACCAAAAAUACCAUCCUCAAACGGCACAUUGUCAAGUUAAUAUCAGCCGGGUUAGCAGUUUGUGAGGGAAAUCGACAAGCUGUUGAAAUAGGCUUCGAUGAUUUGAGAGAAACGUGCCUGGAAGAGCUCCAAAAAAUGAAAAUUAAUAAAGUCGGUGUGAGUAAUAUCACAUUUUUCCACGUUUUACACAUGACUUUUCAUAAGUUAGCGAUCCGUUUGAAGUUUGCGGGCUUGGAUCAAGUUAUCAAUGAAGAAAAAUUAAAGACUGCGUAUCCGUUGUACGGAGGAAUGCUGUUUUAUAAGUUGUCCAAGGUUCAGCGAAGAAUAAAGUACUUGGAAGAAGUCGAAGAAUAUUUUGAAGGAAUAUUAUGGAAUUUAGGACUUCCGUCGCAUUUUAUCAGAGAAUUAUGGUCUUAUUUUACCAAUAUAGAGUUGAAGAAAUUAAUCUUGCAUGAAAACAAUAAUUUUAUUAAGCUUUUGUAA